Molecule: messenger RNA, 2452 nt
Organism: Oppiella nova
Lineage: Eukaryota; Metazoa; Arthropoda; Arachnida; Sarcoptiformes; Oppiidae
Source: the annotation of a GenBank genome assembly
AUGGCUACGUUUGGCAUCAAAUGCAACACAUGUCUCACCAAUCGAUCCAAACAUCUAUUUAUUAAUUGUUGGAAACAUUUCUCUUAUAAUCGACUCAACACUACAGCCAAAGAGGAAGAGAUGCCCAAAGAUAAGAGUCAUUUACUGCAGAAACUGCGGGACAAUCGCAUGAAGAGCGCCAAAAAGACUGCGAAGAAUACUUUGGCCUCAAAUGUGUUUCAAUUGUCUGUUGUGGGCAACGGAUCCAAAGGCAAUCCAAGAGCUCUGUAUGUGUGGACCGAUCGCAACAGUUAUCUAUUCAAUUGCGGUGAAGGCACACAACGCUUGGCUAAUGAACACAAGUUAGUGAUCACUGGACACCACAUGCACUUCAUACUCAAAUUAUCGAAACUGGAGAAUAUAUUCAUCACUCGGCGGUGCAUUGAAAACAUGAGUGGAAUCGUUGGUCUGGCGCUCACCUGUCAGGACAUCGGUGUCCCAAACAUUACACUCCACGGCCCGCAACACAUCGAUCGCCUCCUCAGUCUUUAUCACCACUUCUUGACGUUUUCGGGAAUGAAAAUACAAACCAAUAGUUAUAUUGAUUACCAUUUCGAGGACACAGAUCUCGCCAUCAGGUGUUUACCCAUUCAGGCAUCCGUUGCCGUCGAAGACAACUCGAAAAACACGUCAAAAGUUUCAAACGAAAUCUCAUUCAUAUAUAUCUGUAAACUAAAGGACAGACCGGGAGAGCUGUUGAUUAAGAAGUGCAUUGAACUCAAGGUACCUCCCGGGCCUCUGUUAGGAAAACUUAAAGCCGGUCAAGACAUUGUCUUAUCAGAUAAUCGAGUCAUUUGUUCCAAAGAUGUUAUGGGACCUGAAGACAAGGGACCCAUUUUUAUAGUACUCGAGUGUCCGUCCCUUCAAUACAUUGAUUCCUUACUUUCAAACGAAUCCAUUCUUCAAAGUCUAUCAAACGAGUCCUCGAAUUUGGUUUCAGUUGUCGUGCACUUCACGCCUUCGGAUGUGUUCACUGAUGAGAGAUACCAGCAAUGGAUGAAACGUUUGGGUGAUUCAGUCGAGCACUUGAUUGUAAACGAAGAUAAUCCUAAACAGAGUUAUGUUGGAUCUAAUCGACUCCAGAUUCAGCUCAAUCUUAUCGAUUCAUUCAUAUUUCCAUUACUUGAUUGUCUGCGAAAUGAAGACACACCACAAGCCUAUCAAUCAAAUAGUGUUAGAAAUACAAACACUUUAUCUAAAUAUCAUUUGAGGCCUUCCAAUGUCAAGGGAUAUGAUUCCGAGAAUAUUGUUGACAUCGAUGUCAACGCCUUUAAAGAAGAGGCCUUUUCUAACUCAGAGUUUAUGGAAAGUCUUAAGAAAUACCAUUCACUUGAAUCGCAACUCCAAUAUACAGCCCAAGAUUAUCCGGAAAUCAUAUUUUUAGGAACCGGUUCUGCAGUUCCGUCGAAAGUGCGGAAUACGAGUGCCAUUUGGCUUAACAUUGACUCCGAGACAUCGUUUCUAUUGGAUUGUGGCGAAGGAACCUUUGGACAGUUGUCCAGGUUUUAUGGCAAAGAAUGUGACUCUCGAUUAAAGCAACUGAAAGCCAUUUAUGUGAGUCAUCUUCACGCCGACCAUCACUUAGGGAUUCUUCAACUCUUGAAGAAGCGAUCACUUGUGACGGAUGAGCCAUUGUUAUUGAUAAUACCCCCGGCAGUCAUUAAUUGGCUCCAGAAUUACAACGAAUGUGUGGAACAGAUCUCACAUAUGUUUGAAAUUAUUGCUAUCAAAAAGUUUUUAACAGAAAGUGACGAUAAAGUGCUAAAGAGGUUGCGCUUAAAAGAAUUGAGGACUUGUUUAGUACCGCAUUGUUCUCACAGUUACGGCGUUUCGUUGACCACUAAAAGUGAACCCAAUUUCAAAGUCGUGUAUUCAGGCGAUACACAGCCGACCCCUAAUCUGACCAGAAUUGGCCUCAACUGCGACCUAUUGAUACACGAGGCGUCGAUGGAGGACCAGCUCGUGGAUGAGGCGCGGCUUAAGUUCCACAGCACCACCUCUGAGGCCAUAGAUGUGGGCAAAGACAUGAACGCAAAGUUCACUAUUUUAACUCAUUUUAGUCAAAGAUAUGCCAAAAUUCCUGUCUUUAAUGAGAACUUUAACGAUAGGGUUGGCAUUGCUUUCGACAAUAUGAGGGUUCGGAUGUCAGAUCUGAAUAAAUUGCCGAAAAUGAUUCCGACUCUCAAAUGCCUUUUCAACGAACAGAUCGAAGAACUUAAGGCCAGAAGCGCUCACACACUUCGCCGAAAGGAAGUCCUGUCUCAAUACCGCGACAAUAAAACAUAGCAUUCAAUAAAAUUUUCAUUUCAGUUAAUUUAAUUUACUUUUAUAUGUUGCCAUAGACUCUAUGGCAUAGAGUUAUGUGAAAUCUAUGCAAACAUUAGUUAAUAAAUAAAGUUAUUAUAAAUUGUGA